CAAAACAAAAGGGUGAAUCAUCUGCAAUUUUGGUUUUUGACGUUCGAGAAAAUUUCUGGAUUGCGUUUGUAAGAAAAGGCUGCGAAAAUUUAUUAAUUAUAAGCAAAAAAGCAAAAACUAAGUGUAUUAACAUUUAAAAAUGUCUGUAAAUACAGCACAUGCCAGUAAUGGCGUUCUGAUUCAUGCAGGAGAGUACAUAUUGCUGCACAGCGAUGGGGUUACUAUGGAUUUCUCGGGCCAGGACAACCCAGUUUUUAAAGGCUCAAAGCAGGGUCGUAUUUACUUGACUUCUCAUCGGCUCAUUUUCAACAAUAAGAAGCCGGCAGAUGACUUGCAAUCCUUUAGCGCACCAUUCAUCGCCUUAUCAGAUGUUGAAUUGGAGCAACCAGUAUUCGGCGCCAAUUACAUCAAGGGCAAGGUACGCGCCCAGCCAAAUGGCAAUUUCAUUGGCGAAGUCAAGUUUAAGCUACACUUCAAAUCUGGUGGCGCUAUUGAAUAUGGCCAAGCAUUGCUGCGCGCUGCAAGCACAGCACAAAGCAAUUACCAUCGUGGAGGCGCUUACAAUGAUGAUCCACCACCAUACACACCAUCGGGUGCGUGGCAUGAGGCGCCACCUCCGGCCUAUCAACCCCCACCAGGCUACUACGGAUGGUUGCCUACACAUGAGGCAUUUAGUGGCCCAGCACCGAAUACGGUGUUCGUAAGCGAUAAUCCACCACCAUAUCCAGGCAUUGGUGGACCACCAGCUUACAUCCCGCAACAGUAUCCCCAACCCGGCUAUAACCCACAAGCAGGCUACACACAACCACAAGCUGGUUAUAAUCCACAGCAUCCACAAUCUGGUUAUAAUCCACAACACCCACAAGCUGGUUAUAAUCCACAACAACCACAAGCUGGUUAUAAUCCCCAGCAACCACAAGCCGGUUAUAUUCCACAACAAGCACAAACUGGUUAUAAUCCACAACCGCCGCAAGGUGGCGGCGAUCCACAACCACAAUAUGGCAAUAAUGAUGCUACCUCUUGGAUGGGUUUUUCAGCUCCACCUACUGAUCAGUCACAACAACAGCCACAACCUGGCAACCAGCCACCCCCUUAUGGUGGCACGGGCUAUGGCCAACAAGGCGGUUAUCAACCCGCUGCACCCGGUGGCUACAACCCGGCAUAUAAUCCGGCAUACAAUCCAGGCUAUCAACAUGGUGGUUAUCCACCACCGGGCGGUGCACCAGGCGGAGCUGCGGCCGGGGCUAUGGGCUUCGGCAUGCCGCCAGCAAAUUCGAAAGAAGCCGAGGCAAUGGCUAGCUCCCAAAAUACAACCUACAACCAAUAUUCUAACAACGCUGCCCCCAGUGACUUGCCACCAGCGUAUGAUGCUCUACCACGCAAUUAUAAUAGCGAGAACAAGAAGCAGCAAUAAAUUGAACUAUCAACUUGCUCACAAAAAUUACCAAACGUCUACUCUACAAAACCCACACAAAAUUUAAGAGUCACAAUUUGCAAAGCAUAGAUAAAAAGUGUGUAUUUUGUGGUUUGCUGGCUGACAUUGUUGCUUUGGGCUAUUUAUGUAUGUGCUUUAUUCAUUCCGCUUGACUUUGGUGUAACAAAAAUUCUACAUAUGUAUACACAAAUAAACACUAUACUAUGCAAAAAAUUGUAUAUGUAUUCUACAAAAAUAUUAUAAUCCAAAUAUAUGUACAUAUAAAAUUCUUAUACAUAUACACACAUUUAUACCAAAUACUUAUACAUGCAUUCUAGCUACAUAUUUAGUAAAAGGGUUUUGAUUAUAAAAAAUAGUAAAAUUAGUAGAAUAUUAGUUUGGUCACCUGAUGAAACAUUCGUCUUAACAAACCUAAAAAUAUGAUCAAAUCUCAAUUUUCGUUUUGACUUUGCAAUUUGUAAAAUUUAUUGUACGAAAUAUGAAAUUACUUUCAGUAUUUCCUUAUAAUCGAUUCUUUAUAUGCACUAAACAUUUUUCUUGUCUUUAUAUCGAUCCGUUUUUGUUUGAAACUGUUUAAAUUUUGUUACUGUUAUUAGUUGUUUUCUUAUUAUAACUAUGUAUACAAAUUUAAAUAAAACUUAACUGAAAAAAAACUGUUAUCUGCAUGUGUUCAUUUAAAAAAUAAACUUCAGUUAUGCAGCUGAAGUCACAUCGGUCGUUUCACAACUUUAAACUUUUACAUACGUUUUUUAACCUCUACAAGACCAUACUCGUGCUUGUAAAUUUAGGGUUACGUCCAUGACGGUUCGCUCUUGGCAACGGCCCAAAAUAUU
Molecule: messenger RNA, 2268 nt
Organism: Rhagoletis zephyria (snowberry fruit fly)
Lineage: Eukaryota; Metazoa; Arthropoda; Insecta; Diptera; Tephritidae
Gene: Wbp2
Product: WW domain binding protein 2
Biological process (GO): positive regulation of DNA-templated transcription
Cellular component (GO): nucleus
Molecular function (GO): chromatin DNA binding; transcription coactivator activity
Source: RefSeq, a predicted model, not a curated record